Botrytis sinoallii is the source of this 825-nucleotide messenger RNA. RefSeq lists its product as uncharacterized. The record is from RefSeq and is a predicted model, not a curated record. Lineage: Eukaryota; Fungi; Ascomycota; Leotiomycetes; Helotiales; Sclerotiniaceae. Bases 1 to 825 code for a protein of 274 amino acids. The transcript has 2 exons. Gene Ontology annotation, molecular function: catalytic activity.
AUGCCCUUCAUCACCCUAAACCAAAAAUCAAUCUUCUACACCCUCACCCCUCAAACUGAAAAUCUCCAGAACCCGGUAACUACACUCUUGAUCCACGGGCUGGGUUCCUCGUCUACUUUCUACCAUACUGUUAUUCCCUCCCUCUCUAGCGUCUCAACAUGUAUUGCUCUCGACACGCCCGGAUCAGGAUUGUCUUCUCUCGGCGAUUCGAAUUCCCCACAAACUGUAGCGUCGAUUGUCAAUGAUUCAAUUGCACUUCUCGAUGCACUUUACGAAACAGCAGUUGAGGGAAAAGUCUGGGUGGUGGGCCACUCGAUGGGUGGGAUUAUUGCGUGUGAGCUUGCUAUUCGAUAUGCACAAAGAGUUGAGGGGUUGGUUUUGAUAGGACCGGUGGUGCCAAGUCCAGUUUUAACAGAGGUUUUUGGGAAGAGGAUUGAAACGGUUAGGAAAGAUGGACUUGAAUCGCUCGCCAAUUCGAUACCAGAGGCUGCUACAGGUGCUCAAGCUUCGUCUACCCAGAAAGCUUUUAUCAGGAGUUUGAUCCUCGGGACUAGUACCCAGGGCUACAUAUCAUCAUGUGAAGUUAUUGCUUCGGCUAGUAGACCGGAUUAUGCUAAAAUCGACGUACCGAUGAUGAUCCUAGCUGGUAGUGAAGAUAAGACGGCUUCAUAUGAGGGGUGUAGAAUGAUUCAUGAUGAAGCGGGUGUGACUGCACAGAAGAAAUGUGUUAGGGUUCUUCCAGGGGUUGGUCAUUGGCAUGCUAUUGAGGCGCCGGAAUCUGUGGCAAAGGAGUUUAAGCAAUUUGUUGAUAGUUUCAAUAAUUAA